Molecule: messenger RNA, 4025 nt
Organism: Athalia rosae (coleseed sawfly)
Lineage: Eukaryota; Metazoa; Arthropoda; Insecta; Hymenoptera; Athaliidae
Product: RNA-binding protein 25
Exons: 12
Coding region: 308-2992 (894 amino acids)
Biological process (GO): mRNA processing; regulation of alternative mRNA splicing, via spliceosome
Cellular component (GO): spliceosomal complex
Molecular function (GO): mRNA binding
Source: RefSeq, a predicted model, not a curated record
AAAAGCCGUAAUGGCAGACGAGUAAUAAUUGCCAGUGUGGUAUGGUUUGUUGUGCGCGCUCAGGCGGUUUUAUUAACAUGUCACAAAUGAUCACCGCGGUGUUAAUUUAUGCGUAAUUAACAGAAGUAGACAGAAGUAGACAAGAGGUGUUUUUCUGGGUAAGCCGACCGUUCAAAUUUUCUGUUGAUCAGUCGGUCACAAUAAUUUCGUGGUUAGGUCCAGCUAGUCGCCUCCAUUGAUUUUUGGUGCCUGGCAUCGGUCUCCAAAAGAUUGCCUUAGCGUACGUUCCAAAAAGUCAUACGAAACCAUGUCGUACCCAGGGCAACCACCUAUGGGUAUACCAGGACUGCCACCAAUGCCAUACAUGGUUGGUGCCCCACCACCAAUAAUUGGAGGUGUAAUGCCAAUGCCUCAUAUGAUUCCAACGCCAGUUUCUGCAAUGCAAACCUCUGCACCAGCUGUUCGUUAUGCUCGUAAUCAGAAUCGUCAUGACAAUAACCGGCGGCGUGAAAGAGAAACUGGGCCACCGGUUACCGUAUUUGUUGGCAAUAUUAUGGAUCGGGCCCCUGAUGUUAUGAUACGUCAUAUUUUGGGGGCUUGUGGUCAUGUACUGUCAUGGAAAAGAGUUCAGGCCUUUGGAUUUUGUGAAUAUGCUGGACCAGAUGCAGGACUCAGAGCCGUCAGACUACUUCAUGACAUGGAAAUUGGAACUAAAAAGUUAGUUGUGAAAGUCGAUGCCAAGACCAAAGUCGUUUUGGACCAAUUUAAAGCUGAAAGACGAAAGAAAUUACGUGGUGGACAAUCGCCAUUGCAAGACGAGACUCCCAGUGAAGGCUUGGAUGGCGACGAGGGCGAUGACUACAUGGAUGAAGGAAUGAGAGUCGUCGAUGCAGACGCCAUGACCCGUAUUUCUCAAAUAAUUUCUGAGCAUGCGACUGAACUUGAAAUGGCUCAGGUUGCCCCAGAAGAACACCAAACAAAAAUGGCCGCAAAAUCGCUCAACCUUGACGACGCCGAGAUAGAAGAAAGCAAGCGAGAUCUGAUUACCAGGGAAAUCGGCAAGUUUCGGGAAGUUAUGAAGAAGCAGGAAGAGGAAAAGGCUCAAGUCAAACGAAAGAGAGAAGCUGUUGAGAAGGAGGAGAGAGAGAAACGUGAGAAGGAGCGUAAGGACAGAAAAGAAGAGGAGUCUGGAAAUCAUAGAGAUGAUCAUGACGGUCUAGAACCUGGAAGUCCCACUACACCUCCUACUGGCUCUAGUUCUGCCAUCUCAAAAGGUCGUAGUAGCAGUAGCAGCAGUAGAAGAGACAAGAGACGUUCAAAAUCCAGGUCAAAAGAAAGGGAUAGAGAAAGGGAGCGUCAAAGAAGCGACCGAGAGCGAGAUCGUGAUAGAGAUCGUGAAAGAGAAAGAGAACGCGACAGAGAUCGUGAUAGGGAACGAGACCGGGAUCGUGAAAGGGAAAGGGAUAGGGAGAGGGAGAGAGAACGAGAAGAAGCACGUAAGAGCGAAAGAGAAAUUCUGCGGGAAAGAGAAGAGGAAGAGGAAGCGAAAGAAAGGAAAAAGAACGAGAGACGAGCGAGAGAAAAAGAGGCAGCUUAUCAGGAAAGGCUACGCGCAUGGGAAACGAGAGAACGUCGUAAGCAAAAAGAAUGGGAAAAAGAAGCUGAGAAACGCAGAGCAAAGAGAGAAGCCAGGGAAAGAGAAGCCAAACGAUUAAAAGAAUUUUUGGAAGACUACGACGAUGAUCGUGAUGAUGCUAAGUAUUAUAAAAGUAAAGAACUUUCACGACGUCUCGAGGAACGUGCUUUGGAGGCUGAGGCGGAUUCUCGUGAUCGUUGUGCCGAACGCCAAGAGUUGGAACGUCUCAGGGAUAAGCUCUACGCUGAUUCAUCGCACCCAGAUCCUGCUGCUGAAUUCGAAAGGUUGAAAGCUGAGCGUGAAGAACAAUACAAACCGAAGCCUGUGAUCACUAUUAUUGACGAAGAAGAUGAAAAAGUUGUCAAAAAAGAAAAAGAGGCGCCAAUGCCGCCGAUAGAAACUGAACCAAUUGAUAGUGACAGUGAUGAUGGAGUGCACUUUGAUGACGCACCGCCGACAGAAGCUCCGUCAAGGACUCCUCCUCGUCAUCAUCAUCACCAUAGACGUCACCAUCGCCACCAUCAGAACCACCAUCGCGAUGAUGAUGUAGAUGGUAACGAUGAUGACAUUAGCGAAGUUGAUAGAGAUAGUAUUAAGGACAAAGUUACUUCGCCAUCCGUACAAUCUCAGCCAACAACUACUCAAUCCUUACCUCUUAAUCACGAUGAGGAUUCUCGCAUGUCGCUUGUUAGUGAACCGGAAAAAUCUAGUAGCGGUAACUUUGUACCGUUUGCAAUGGGCGGUGGAGGAGCGAAAGGCAGUGUCGAUCAUGCUCCAGGAAACAAAACACCGGCUAGUCCAAGCGCUGCGUCUAAUCCUAAUCCCCAGCAGGCGAAUCAAUUAAAAAAGAAAGGUCGUAUCGACGUCAAAGACGUAUUCAAUAACGACGAUGACGACGAUGGCACUAAUAACACAAAGAAAAGAAAACUUGUUCCUCUAGAUUACGGUGAAGAGAAAAAGAAAAAAGGUGGAGAAGAUACAUCGAAGAUUGGCAAAGAAGAAAGCACGAAAAGUCAGGAAGAAAAGCGCAAGCACAUAAAAUCACUCAUAGACAAAAUACCUACAGAUAAAAAUGCCCUGUUCGGAUAUCAACUCGAUUGGGCAGUUAUCGAUAGUACUCUCAUGGAAAAAAGAAUACGACCGUGGAUAAAUAAAAAAAUCAUAGAGUAUAUCGGAGAGCCAGAACCUACGUUGGUGGAUUUCAUUUGCAGCAAAGUGAUGGCUGGCAGUUCUCCACAAGGGAUAUUAGACGACGUACAAAUGGUGCUAGACGAAGAAGCUGAAGUUUUCGUAGUAAAAAUGUGGAGGUUAUUGAUAUACGAAGUGGAGGCUAAGAAAAUGGGACUAGUGAAAUAAAAAGAAAAUCUCUGGAAUAGAAGAAUUCGCGUGAUGUGUAUAUGAAAUAAAUUAAUUACUUACUCAUGCUUUGAAAAAGAAAGAAGAAACAAAAACGAAAUGGGGGUGCAACACCUUCUCGAGAAUCAUUUCUGGAUAUAAUUUUAUUGAUAAAGGUAGAAGUAUGAAUACUUAUCCUCGUAUUAGUCCGGAUAUUUGUUGGCUUAUACCAGUAGUUUAGCGACCUACGGUUGCUCGGCGAGUGUGAAUUUAUUUACAUGUGUAGCGGUUCAAUCGUUAAAUACACUUUGUAAUUAUCAUCAUUUAUAAUUACCUAAAUCUUGUCUGUUUAAAUUAAUGUAAUUUUUGACUUAUCUUUACGGCUGUUUAUCGUACGACAAUUGUUCAGCGAAAAUAAUCAUAAUAAUCUGAAUAAUAACGCGCAUUCCCACAAGAAACAAGGUAAGAAAUACAUUUUUGGAGCUAGUAUUACAAUUUAAAAAUAAAAUCAAAUUCAUUGGAAUACUCACAAUCACAUGAGUACAUUCAAUUUGCUUCAACUGGAAUUAUUUUUUUGUUCCGUUAAUCAAAUCGUAAUUCGUUUUUUCUUUAUUGCAAAACCCUUGCACGGAUAAUGGAAUAUUGAUAUCCGUCCGUACUACCAGAAAAAUCUUUCGCUUCCUCAUGAAUUACGACGAAAGACUCUAUAACAAAACCGGAUUUUUAGUUUUUUUUUUGUUUCUAUAAUCACAUCGAUUCUUUCACAUAAACUAGAGAACAAGGAAGGUGGAAAGGUUCUGACAUCUAUUGCCUUUUUCAUUUCGGAAACUUUCAUUAUCUGCGCUCAACUCUAUUCCCCUUCAGUCUGGUAGUUUAAAAUAUUUCAUUGUUACAUUAGCGUUAACGAACUCAGUUCCCCCCACCCCCCUAAUUGAAACAGAAUGUUACAGAUGAAAAGGAGAAAAAAAGGAAUAUUUUAGUUCACCCGAUUUAUAAGAUAUAAUUUAGAGUAUAAUGAAAAAUGAAAAUUAAAGUAAUAAAUGCCUCGAACCAA